This is a messenger RNA of Aplosporella prunicola CBS 121167, 1701 nucleotides long. RefSeq lists its product as uncharacterized. Gene Ontology annotation, cellular component: U4 snRNP; precatalytic spliceosome; U4/U6 x U5 tri-snRNP complex. The coding region runs from base 1 to 1701 and encodes 566 amino acids. Lineage: Eukaryota; Fungi; Ascomycota; Dothideomycetes; Botryosphaeriales; Aplosporellaceae. Gene Ontology annotation, biological process: mRNA splicing, via spliceosome; spliceosomal tri-snRNP complex assembly. The transcript is spliced from 2 exons. The record is from RefSeq and is a predicted model, not a curated record.
AUGGAGCUCGACGACGACGAGGAAGCGGUCGAGGAAGACGAAGAGAUGAUGGCCGCCGCAUCUGCUCCCGACGGUCGCGAAGCACCAGAGGACGAGGAGGAGGCGAAAGCCAGGGUGGAGAAGAUGCAGCUGGGCGGCGUCAACGACGUGCGCAGCGUGGCCGGUCUGAUGAAGACGCUGCAGCCCGUCAUGGAGAAAAUAGCCCACUACCAAGAGCUGCCGCCGGAGCAGCAGACCAGAAACUUUGGAAACAUCGAAGACAACCCGGAGUACAAGCUCCUCACCCAAUCAAACACCCUCUCGACGUCGAUAGACAGCGAGAUCAUCCUGGUGCACAAAUUCAUCCGCGAUCAUUACUCGGUCCGCUUCCCUGAGCUCGAGACUCUGAUUACCAACCCGCUCGACUAUGCCAAGACGGUUGCCAUUGUCGGCAAUGGACCCAUGGAGGAUAUUAAGAGCAUUUCGUCUUCCUCCAACAACCUGGUUGGACAGCCGCUCAGAGCCGUGCUGGACGGCCCGUCUAUGAUGGUCGUGACCGUCGAGGCCACCACGUCCCAAGGACGCGAAUUGACGGAAGCGGAGCUGCAGACUGUGAUGAAGGCAUGCGAAAUGACGAUGCAGCUCGACAAGGCGAAGAGGGUAUUGACCGAAUACGUGCAAUCGCGCAUGAACCUGUUUGCACCUAACCUCACAGCGCUAAUUGGGUCCCUGACCGCGGCGCAACUCCUGAACUACACGGGAGGCAUCAAGGGCCUGUCGAAGACGCCCGCCUGCAACAUUGCGCCACUCGGAUCCAAGAAGGCUUCGGGUACCGGAUUUGCGACGAAUGUCGGCGUACGCCACCAAGGCUUCCUGUACAACUCUCCCAUCAUCCGGAACAUACCCAGCGACCUGAAGAAACAGGCCAUGCGAAUCGUGUCGGCCAAAAUCGUGCUCGCAGCCCGUGUCGACAGCAUCCACGGCACGCCCGACGGCUCGACAGGCGAAGACCUCAAGCAGCAAUGUCUAGAGCGACUCGACAAGCUCACGGAGCCGCCACCGAACAAGGGCGUGCGCGCGCUCCCCGCCCCAGAUGACAAGCCCAGCCGCAAGCGCGGCGGCCGGCGCGCCCGCAAAGCCAAGGAAGCAACGGCCAUGACGGAGCUGCGCAAAGCACAGAACCGCAUGGCGUUUGGCAAGGAGGAGCAAGAGGUGGGCUACGGCACGGGCGAGGGCACCAAGGGCCUCGGCAUGAUCGGGCAGGGCACCGACGGCCGCAUCCGCUCACAGCAAAUCGACCAGCGCACCAAAGCCAAGCUGUCGAAGAAGAACCCUGGAUGGGGCGGCGCGACGCCCGCGUCAGGCACGGCAUCGUCGAUCCGCGGCGGAGUGGGCGGCGGCGCGGGCAGCGGCAGCGUCAGCGUCCUCCGCGGGCAGGGCCUGCGCACUUCUGGUGUUGGCGCCGGCGCGGCGGGAGGCACCGCGUCUACGAUUGCGUUUACCCCCGUGCAGGGCCUGGAGCUGGUGGACCCGAAGGUGCGCGAGGAGAUGAAUCGGAAGAGGAAGGCUGAGGAGGACCGCUGGUUUAGUGGCGGGACUUUUACCCAGAUUGCGGGGUCGGCCGGUGGCGGUCAGCAGCCGCAGACGAAGGUGGAUGCGGCGGGGUUUAAGGUGCCUACGCUGCCGGCGAAGAAGGCGAAGGUGGAUGAGGGAGGGAAGUGA